GAUUUAUACCGAGGGACCAAGAUGGCGGCGCCCAGCGCUACGGUUGCUGCCGCUGCCCCGGAGAACGAGGAUGGCGAUUUGGAGAGCAAGACGAAGUCGCCGGCUAUCACGCCGCAGAAGAUACGGGAGCUGAUAGACGAGGGGAUCGCUCCGGAGGAAAGCAGCCCAGAAGGAAAGGAUUCGUCUGCUUUCACUGAAGUAGCAAAUGGAUCUCCCCAGAUCGACGAGCUGCCUUUUGAGGCCACCAGUAAAGAAGCCUACUUCAGCAGAGUGGAAACAUUUACCUCCCUCAAGUGGGCAGGCAAACCCCAUGAGUUGUCUCCUCUGAUUUGUGCCAAGUAUGGAUGGACCAAUAUCGAGUGUGAUAUGUUGAAGUGUGCCAGCUGCCAGGCCUACCUCUGUGCCAGUCUACAGCUGGCUUUCGACUUCAGCAAGUACAAAGAGAGGUGCGUGGAGCUGAGGAAGGCUUUGUCAGCGGCUCACGAGAAGUUCUGCUUCUGGCCUGACAGCCCCUGCCCAGAUCGCUUUUCUGUCUUGCUGGUCGACGAGCCCCUUGCCCUUUUCAGUGACUUCCUGGAGCGCUUCCAGAGCCUCUGCCAGUUAGAACUUCAGCUGCCCACUCUGAAAUCAGAAGAUCUCAAAAGCAUGGGCUUGACAGAAGAGAAGAUCAGCCACGUCCUGCAGCUGAUCGAGGAGGAAGCCGACUGCAAAACAGACAGUGAGAAGACGCCAGUCAAACGUGCCUCAGACCUUCAGGUCCAUGUCCCGGCCUGCAUCUUGGCCCUCUGUGGAUGGACUAGUAGCCCUUCCUCUGGAUCCAUCCAUCUCCCCUUGAUCACCUGCUGUCUCUGCAUGAGGAAGGUGGGCCUGUGGGGUUUCCACCAGAUUGAGUCGGCCAUCUCUGAGAUGGAGCCUCCCCCCAGCCUCACCAGCACUCCUCUCCCCUUUUUGGACGGGCGCACGGACAGAGUCCCCGCGGUGCCCACGUCCCCACGCCGGAUGAUGACCCGUAGCCAGGACACAAGCUUCCCUCUGGGCUUUGAGCAGCACGAGAAGAGCCCGUCCCCCGUGAUCAGUCGCAUGCGCAGCUGGGACAGCUCCAGCGAACGAGCCGAGGCGGAAGCAGCGAGCCCCACCACCCGCAGCAUGGGGCAAAGCGAUGGCAGUCUGGGGGCAGAGGUUUCCUGCAGCCCUCACCGGAGGGCCAAGCGGGCGCGACUGUGCUCCACCAGCAGCUCGGAUUCAUCUAUCCGGAGCUUCUUUGACCCCAUUUCCCAGCACCGCGACUGGUGCCCGUGGGUCAACGUGAUGAAGGAUCCUGUGAGCUCUGGAGGGACCCAACAGGAGGGGAAGGAAGACCUCGGCUGGCAGGUCACCCUGAAGGCCCUCCUGGCUUCUAGGCAGUCCGACAGGCCUGUGGAUGUGGAGUCCGAGAACCUCUCUGUGAAAUCCCGCAGGGUGUUCCGGAUUUUCCGGCAAUGGGAAGCUCCCUGUUCCUCCUGAGAACUUCUGGCCUUUGACAGCAUCGUGGAAAGGAACACCUGCUAAGCAUAAUGGGUGGAAUUCUCUCUCUCUCUCUCUUUGUUAUUAAUGGAAGAAGACUAUUAUUUGCACUGGUGGCAAGGCUGUCCCGGGAAACUUGCCUUCUCUCCAUACUUGUAGGCUGGAGUAAUCCUCAAGGGCAGCAACCGGUUAACAAUGGGAAGAAGACGCGUCAAUUGCAGCCACGGGGGGGGGGCAUCCUUUUCUAUGCCUUCUUAGGGUUUAUAUGAUGGUUUCCUGAAUCCUUUGCACUGGUUCCCAACUGCCUAGGGCGAUUCUCCAUCUCGGGUUGACCUGUGUUUCCCUGAUGUGCCCCUGGCUUGAAUUGAACUGGCUCCACCUGUGAGAGAAGAUGGGUGAGACGGCCCACUUUGCAUGUGGCAGAUUUGGGUACAUCUCAGCUACAGAAUUAAAUUGGUUUUGCAGUUGAGGCUCACUGCCGUCCUGCUGCAAGGGGUCCUGGGAACUGUAGUUCUGCAAGGGGCUUAGGGCUGUCUGACAAACCAUUCUCAGCCCCUGCACAAAAACUACAACUCCCUGCCAUCUUUUGGGUUUGGGGGGGGGUCAUGCUAUUUAAAUGACUUUAAAACCAGUUUAAGCUUGCAACGUGGAUGUGGCGCUCGUGUUGAGUGUUGUAUCCAGGCUGAGGUCUGGAGAACUUGACAUUAAUAAAACAUUUUGCUGUCUUUUUUUA
This is a messenger RNA of Lacerta agilis (Sand lizard), 2236 nucleotides long. RefSeq names its product zinc finger C3HC-type containing 1 (gene ZC3HC1). Bases 22 to 1503 code for a protein of 493 amino acids. The record is from RefSeq and is a predicted model, not a curated record. Gene Ontology annotation, molecular function: zinc ion binding. Gene Ontology annotation, cellular component: nucleus. The transcript has 10 exons. Lineage: Eukaryota; Metazoa; Chordata; Lepidosauria; Squamata; Lacertidae.